AUGACCACGAUACAAAACCGAACCUAUGAGUUCCAGCAAUGUGUGGCAACAUUUGACAAGCUCAACAGAAAGCCGAAUCCAGAUACUGUGGUAUUGCCUCCUAAAAAAUCAAAGUUCAGCCAGCAAGCAAGUAUUAUUGCCAAAGACAUUGCCCACACCACCGAACUUUUGAGUAAAUUAGCAUUAUUAGCGAAGCGGAAGCCGUUAUUCGACGACAAGCCGAUUGAGAUAGGCGAACUCACCUAUGUGAUCAAGCAGGACUUGUUUAAAAUCGAGCAAAGCAUACAGAAUCUCGGCAAGUAUGUCAAGGGCGAAUCUUCGAUUCAAGUUGAUUCGCAAAUCAACCAAUACUCCAAGAAUGUGUUGAACCUUCUCAACACGAAGAUGAAGAACAUAAGUGGAGAAUUUAAAACCGUGCUUGAAACCAGACAGAAAAACGAGCUUCUUAACAAAUCCCGAACCGAAAACUUCCUCUCCGCCGCGUCCAACACUCGGUCGAGUCAUAACCAAUCGCCACUUGUAGCCGGAGCUUCGGUGGGAUCGGUACUGCCCAACGCCAAUAACCUUACUCAUUUGGGCGAGAAUCCAUUUCUGGGCCAAGCCCACAGAAGCGAAUCGCCUCUUCCAUAUGACCCCGACUUGGACCCCGAUACGUCCAUUCCAUACUCCAACUACAAUAAUGGCGAGUACUUGACAAUACCGGACCAAACACGCCAGAUGCUUCUUAUGGAGCAGCAGGACAAUCAAUACUUACAGGAGAGAAACGCUGCCGUGGACUUGAUCGAGUCGUCGAUCAACGAGGUGGGAAAUCUCUUCCAACAACUCACCACGAUGAUUAGCGAGCAGGGAGAGGUGGUACAACGAAUCGACCAAAACGUAGAAGACAUUAGCUUCAAUAUAACUGGAGCCCAGCGUGAACUUCUCAAAUACUAUGCCCAUAUCCUGAGUAACCGGUGGUUGUUUCUCAAAAUCUUUGGGGUUUUGAUCGUGUUCUUCUUCUUGUGGGUAUUGGUGAGUUAG
Molecule: messenger RNA, 1020 nt
Organism: Meyerozyma guilliermondii ATCC 6260
Lineage: Eukaryota; Fungi; Ascomycota; Pichiomycetes; Serinales; Debaryomycetaceae
Product: t-SNARE syntaxin
Exons: 1
Coding region: 1-1020 (339 amino acids)
Biological process (GO): vesicle fusion; intracellular protein transport; endoplasmic reticulum to Golgi vesicle-mediated transport
Cellular component (GO): endomembrane system; Golgi membrane; SNARE complex
Molecular function (GO): SNARE binding; SNAP receptor activity
Source: RefSeq, a predicted model, not a curated record